AUGGCGCUCAACUUCAUCAACACGUCGGUUGCGUGGCCGGAUCUAUCGCAGCCUUCGUUCCUAUCCACCACCUCCAAGCUGCAAGAGGCCAUUGCAUUCCCGGAAUUUCUCUCGAGUUGGCCGAUUUGGAAAUAUGCCGUGACCUUUAUUCUGGGGCUUGUCGUAUACGAUCAAGUCCUGUACAUUUUGAAGAAGGGCUCGAUCGCUGGGCCUGCAUUCAAGAUUCCGAUUACCGGUCCCUUCAUUCAGGCUCUUCAUCCAAAGUUUGAGAGUUAUAUUGCGCAAUGGGCUAGCGGCCCUUUGAGUUGCGUUUCCGUCUUCCACAAGUUCGUCGUUCUAACAUCCGACCCCGAUCUCGCCCACAAGGUGUUCCGGUCACCCACCUACACCGAGCCAUGCCUGGUCCCCAUCGCGAAAGACGUAAUCGGGCACAAGGCCUGGGUCUUCCUCCAGGGAAAAGCCCACGCCGAGUACCGCCGAGGCCUGAUGCCGCUUUUCACGAACCAAGCCAUCUCGUCCUACCUCCCCGUGCAGGAGAGGGUCCUCGCCGACUACUUUGACAAGUUCGUCGCCGCCAGCGAGGCGAACAAGGGCCGGCCCACGGCCUUCAUGGCCCUCUUUCGGGAGAUCAACUGCGCCCUAUCGCUCAGGACCUUUUUCGGCGACUACAUCUCCCCGGACGCGCUCGUCAACGUGCCGUUGUCCAUGUACAUCCCCUUUACCAAGACGUGGCUGGGCAAGCGCACGGCGGACGCUGUGAAUGCCGAGUUUGCCAGGUGCGCGGGCGCGUGCAAGGCCAACAUGGCGACCGGGGCGGAACCUACCUGCAUCGUGGACCAGUGGGUGUCACACAUGAGGAAGUCGAACGAGUAUCGCGAAAAAGUCGCGGCGGGAGAUGUGGAUGCCGUCAAGCCGUCCAACCUGAUUCGAGAGUUCACCAACGAGGAGAUUGGCCAGACUCUGUUCACGUUCUUGUUCGCCUCGCAGGACGCGUCGAGCAGUGCCACGAACUGGCUAUUCCAGGUCCUCGCCCAGCGACCCGAUGUCCUCGAGCGCCUGCGAGAGGAGAACCUUGCCGCGCGCGGCGGAGAUAAGACGAAGCCGUUUGACCUGCCCAUGCUUGACUCCCUCACAUACACCAAGGCCGUCAUCAAGGAGCUCCUGCGCCACCGACCGCCCGUCAUCUUCGUUCCCUAUCUCGCCACCAAGAGCUUCCCCAUCACCCCCGACUACACCGUUCCCAAGGGCUCCAUGGUUAUCCCGUCCUGCUACCCGGCGCUGCACGACCCCAAGGCCUACCCCAACCCAGACCAUUUCGACCCGGAUAGGUGGAUCACCGGGGACGCGGAGGCGCAAACUAAGAACUGGCUUGUCUUUGGCUCCGAGCGCAUGAUUGCCUUGCGAGGCGAUUGGGAGCAUCAUGCGACGGACGACUCGGAAAGGAUCAGGGUCUUUGCUACUCUGUUCCCUAUGGAUGGAUGCCAGCUCGUCUUUAAGCGAAGGUCAUAG
Molecule: messenger RNA, 1509 nt
Organism: Parascedosporium putredinis
Lineage: Eukaryota; Fungi; Ascomycota; Sordariomycetes; Microascales; Microascaceae
Source: the annotation of a GenBank genome assembly